UGUGUCACUUUGCAUGGUUGGAUAUUAGCUGUCAAAUAAGAAAACAAUGAACAAAUUAUUCAUUUUUAUUUUUUAUUCAUUCCCCUCCCAAAACCUUAUAAAAACGUACUUAACUCUCACUGGCAAACCCCAUUUCUUCCACUCUUCCUCACUUUCUUUAAGCCUUCACCAGUGUUUAGGUUUAAAAUUUGCAGAUUUUGAACUAAAAGGAUUUUGAUUGUUCCUUAAAGUUUUCACCUUGUUUAGAUGUAAACAAACUGACAUGUUUUUGGCAAUAAAGGUCCAGUCUUUUUAGUCCCACAAAGAAGAUUGCUGUUCUUUUUAAUGUUUUGUUGAAGAAAAGUAGGAAAAAAAAAAAGGAAAAAGAAAAAGAAAAGAGCUGGCUUUCGGACUUUGGGGUGUUGAUAGUUUGGUUGAAGAAAGUGAAAACACUGAAGCAGAAAGCUUUUUACUUUGGGGAAUUUUUCCCUUGUUGAAUUUGGGUAUUGAAAGUUUUCAAGUUAUAGUACAAGGCUUGAGAUUUUUGCUUUUAGCUCUUUGGCCAAUGCAAACUUUAUGCUCUUGCUUUAGAUUAUUUUCGUUGGUUGCAUGGUGCUAUUCCAGUGUGUGAUUCUUUUUUUCCCCUCACUCUUUUGAAGCAGUGAAAACGGGAUAGAGGUCAGAACGAUGAUGGAAAACAAAAGGAGCCCUUGCUCUGUUGAUCAUAGCAGUUUCACUCCUUUGGCGUCGAAGCGACAGAAGUCCGACUUAUCAAUCUCGACAAAGGAUAGGAAAGAUAAGGUCGGUGAACGCAUUGUCACUCUGCAGCAGCUAGUUUCGCCAUACGGAAAGACAGAUACAGCUUCUGUCCUCCUGCAGGCAAUGGAGUACAUACAGUUUCUUCAUGAACAAGUUAAGGUUUUGAGUGCUCCGUAUCUUCAAACCUCACCGACAAAUAAUAUGCAGGCGAGCAUUAAACCGGCCCAGGAGCAAGAGCAUUAUAGCCUUAGAAGCCAAGGUUUAUGUCUUGUUCCACUCUCGUAUACCAUGGGAGUUGUUCAUAGCAAUGGUGCUGAUAUUUGGGCUCCCAUCAAGACCGCUUCACCAAAAUUUGACAAGCCUUUCACACAAUUCAAUUGACAUAUUUUCCUUCAUCGGUGACCGGUAGGCUUUGAACGUUUCACUGGAACCGGUUUUAAAGGUAACCAACUUAAAUCUUGAAUGCACAAAAUUUUCCUAAUCAGAUGCAAAAUUUAUAGCACAAGGCACUGAGAUAGGAUGUUAGUAUCGAGAAACUAGUAGGAUUGUGUAUCCAGAAAUGCAGUCCUGUGCCUACUUAGUUUUAAGCCAGUGAUCUGCAUUUAAUCUUAUAUUGAAUUUAUAGAAAUUAAUUGAUCUCUCCUAAUCAUGUAUUGUAAAAUGUAAAUUGAUGAACAUGAGUUGAUUAACCACUUUUAACAUGUAUGGCGCUCGAAUAUAUACGGAAUAA
Messenger RNA from Gossypium arboreum, 1468 nucleotides. RefSeq names its product transcription factor bHLH153-like. The transcript has 6 exons. Gene Ontology annotation, molecular function: DNA-binding transcription factor activity, RNA polymerase II-specific; RNA polymerase II cis-regulatory region sequence-specific DNA binding; protein dimerization activity. Gene Ontology annotation, cellular component: nucleus. Gene Ontology annotation, biological process: regulation of transcription by RNA polymerase II. The record is from RefSeq and is a predicted model, not a curated record. Bases 667 to 1119 code for a protein of 150 amino acids. NCBI's taxonomy places the organism in Eukaryota, Viridiplantae, Streptophyta, Magnoliopsida, Malvales, Malvaceae.